Messenger RNA from Somion occarium, 1134 nucleotides. The record is from the annotation of a GenBank genome assembly. NCBI's taxonomy places the organism in Eukaryota, Fungi, Basidiomycota, Agaricomycetes, Polyporales, Cerrenaceae.
CAACGCAACGUUUGAUCUUCCUUUGACGCAGCGUGCUUUGCUUUGGCUUUGGCGUGCCUUUUGUCCGAGGCCAAAGGGCCCUAUGUUUAUAAUGGCCGAAUCUCGCCAGCCUUUCUUUCUCCACUCAAUUUCCACACUCAAUUUCCAAAAGAAGCUCAUUGGCUACCAAAUUUCCGUCUCCACUAUCCACACCACUCUUACUCUAUAUGGCUCCUCAGAGAACAGCCAAAACAAACAAAAGGGCGAACAACCCGGCCAACGAGGCCUCCAAGGUUACCAAAGUGUCUACCAAGGCUCCCGACGCGUCUGAACGCGGUUCCCAAGAGCCGAACAAGAUUCCUCGCCCUCCCAAUUCUUUUAUCCUCUAUCGUUCUCGCAAGCUAGUGGAGAUGGCACAAUGCAAGACCUCGUCCACCACAAGACAACAGGCCAACCUCUCGAAGGAGAUAUCCCUCAUGUGGCAUGAGGAGUCCGACGAGGUGAAAGCUCGGUACACUAGCCUGGCCAAGGCGAAAGCUGAGGAGCACAAGAUCAAAUACCCCGGGUACAAGUACUGCCCAGGAAAAGGCAAGAAGAGAAAGUCGGCCGUCAAGAGAAGCUCGUCAGAGAUGUCUGGUUCAUCUUGUUCCUCUGAGAGCUCUGCCUCAUCGCAGGGCUCUGAUGCAUCCUGCUCGACCCAGAGCUCAUCCUCGAGAUCCGCGGUGCCGAAGUCUGUGAUGCGUUGGUCCCCAGUUGCGAUUCCAUCCUUGACUCCCCCUUUAAGGGGUGCAGAACGCCUUGUAUCUUGGCCACCUGCGGCUCCUUAUGUAGGUCUAGGCUCUGCUGCCGAAGUCCCUGAGACUCUCUGGGAUGAGAUGUCUCACCAAGUCGAUACCCAAGUCGAUACGCGCCUCGUCGCUGUUCCGGUACUGGAUACCUGCUUCGACGCUAGCGCUGGUUUCUACGAUCACGAUGGGUCGUAUCCUUACCUGCUUCCGGUUCCCGAAUGUGAACCCUCUUCGAAUACCCUGCAAUACCGAGCUCGUCACCACCAGGACUGGAUUUAAUUUAACUGAAGGGACUACUCGCUUUAUCUGACUUCUGUCUAUGCUAUAAACUUGCUCUUCUCUUGGCUAAUACACUUGUUUGGACGUG